Molecule: messenger RNA, 1119 nt
Organism: Lactuca sativa (garden lettuce)
Lineage: Eukaryota; Viridiplantae; Streptophyta; Magnoliopsida; Asterales; Asteraceae
Product: disease resistance protein RPV1
Biological process (GO): defense response; signal transduction
Molecular function (GO): ADP binding
Source: RefSeq, a predicted model, not a curated record
AUGAUUGUUCACUCUAAAUUCGCACAAAGAUCUUCAUCUUCUUUUGAAUUUGAAGAAGGAUCUUCAUCUUCCUCGGAACUUCUAGAAGGACCUUCAUCUACUUCAUCGACUCCUGGUCAUACAUAUGACGUAUUUUUAAGUUUUAGAGGUGAGGACACUCGUCAUAGUUUCACCGAUCACCUUCAUAAGUCCCUCAAAGCUAACUUAAUCGAAACCUUCUUGGACGAUGAAAAAAUUGAAACCGGGGAAGAUCUGAAGCCGGAAUUGGAGACGGCGAUUAAAGCAUCUAGGGCUUCUGUUAUCGUGUUGUCCAACAAUUACGCCACUUCCACAUGGUGCCUUAAUGAAUUGGUAUUGAUUCUUCAGCAACGUAAGACAUCCAGACAUAUCGUUUUCCCCAUCUUUUAUCAUGUCGCGCCCACAUAUAUCAAGAAGCAAGAAGAAAGCUUCGGAGUUGCAAUGGCUAAGCAUAAACAGAAGAUGGAGGCAGAGACCGAUGCAACUAAAAGAAGUGAAUUUGCUCAAAAGAUCAACCUGUGGAAGGAAGCGCUUACACAAGUUGCUGGAUUAAAGGGGGAGCAUUUAAACGGCAGCCGGGGAGAGACGGAGUUUAUUGAAGAACUUAUAAAAGACAUCUCCAGUAGAUUACGCAUAACCUCAAGGAGUGUUCUUCCACAGCUUAUUGGAAGGGACAAUUCCAAGAAAUUUGUCACUUCAUGGUUGAAAGAUGCUGCAUCUUCACAUACAGCAGACAUACUCACUAUUUCAGGUAUGGCUGGGAUUGGGAAGACGACUUUGGCCAAAUAUGUCCAUGCAUUUCAUUCUCAUGAAUUUGACUCAAGCAGCUUUAUUGAAGAUAUCAGUGGCAAAUGUCAUAACCAAUAUAAUGGGUUGCUUAAUUUACAAAAACAACUUUGUGAUGACAUUUCAAAACCAAAUUCAAUUCAAGUUCAUGAUGCUUCAAGAUAUACCUCACAGAUAGAGAAAGCAGUAGCCUUUGGAUGCAUUACUUGGAAGCAAAGCUUUUCAUCUAGGAAGCAAAAUUAUAGUAACAACAGAGUACAAAUGGCUGACAAAGAGUUGUGCACUAUUCAAGAUGAAUAUCAACUCCAAGCAUAA